This is a messenger RNA of Suillus discolor, 1980 nucleotides long. RefSeq lists its product as uncharacterized. The coding region runs from base 1 to 1980 and encodes 659 amino acids. The record is from RefSeq and is a predicted model, not a curated record. The transcript is spliced from 8 exons. Lineage: Eukaryota; Fungi; Basidiomycota; Agaricomycetes; Boletales; Suillaceae.
AUGUGCGGGAAGGUCGUGAAUCAAGAUGCAUCAAUCGGGUACAUACACACGACCUCUGGUGCAGAAGAGUUUUGGGCUUCCCGUUGUCGUGCCGAUGAGGACACGAUGGUGGGGCAUUUUAAGGCCCAUGUGUACCACCAGGCUUCUCUUGCCAUUGUCGAGGACGUUUACAGUGAGGCUCAGCUCAAACCUUCAGAAAAGAAAAUAGCAUUGCCUGGGCGACACGUGUGCGCGCCAGCGGUAGCAGAAGAGGAUGACGAGGUACAGGAGGUUCCCGACAAUCUCGAUUGGAAGACACUGGCCGACCACAUACAAUGUAUCAAAGUCGGCAUGACCUCGAUGUUCAGUAAGCUCAGCGGGAAAUUAAUGGCACGGUCAGGAACUUUUCCAUGGAAACUAUUACCCGCCGAGCUGGCGCGUCACCGUUUUGUGAUGAGAGGGUAUCCUGAAGACAUGUUAAUGCCGGGAGAGCCACGCGUAACGGUUGCACGACCCAAAGGCAUCAGCGACCUUGAUAAACGUGAACAUGUCGUACUUGCAGAUGCCUUGCGAUCAGGCAGAUUGACCAUCGAACGACAAAAGAUGGGAGACUUGAACAAAACAUCUCCUAUUAUAUUCGGCGAGGCUCCUCCUGAAGAGUCCAUGCAUGCACGCGGUCGUCGCAUGCUUGUAGAUGGCACCAUCGAUCGUGAGGGAUUGGCCCAUCUUGGACCAAGUGCAGCGGGCACAAAGGUCCAGAAGCCCCCGACACGCAAGGAAGCAGCUUCCCAUCGUCAUGCAUCCCCCGUUCUCGUGAAUGACCAGUCUCCACAACCACAGACAAUCCCUUGCAAGCAGAAGCUCGUCCCGAUUGUUGAGCUCCCACGCGAGGUCACUCCCAUCGACAUGUCCAGCGCACAGGCCAGCUUGGAGUCAGACGCCGAGGAUGAGUUGAAGGAGGACCAAGACCCUGUUGAGGGUGACGACUCGGAGUAUGAUGAUGAAGUCGCCACCUCUCGUAAACGCAAGGUCAAGGCAUCUAGAGGCUCUCGCUCACAGAAACGACGUGUCCUAUCAAGCGAUGUUGAAGUCAUUGAACCGUCAUGCGAUGAGAGAAAAGAGGUCAAGGGAAAGGGCAAAGCGACUCACCAGGGCACUGGCAAAGGGCAGAAGACUGCAAAGAAGGAGAAAAUGCCUGAAAUUGAGCCGUUACGCCUUUGUGAUGGCCCAGAGCAGCCUUUGAAGGCACCAAUUCAAUGUGAGCGCCCCAAGCCGAAGAAGAUUGUUCCAGGUUCUGAGGAAGCUGCCCGUCAAGCUGCUGUAUACAUCGAGGGUAUGCGAGGAACAAAUGCCACCAAUGAUGGAGGUUCUGGCGUCAACGGGAGUUCUGACACCAAUGGAAGUUCUGACACCAACGGGGGUUCUGACCUUGCCAUGCAGCCGAUGUUGAGACCUGUCCAAGCCCGCCUCCCGGGCCCACGUGGCAUCCAAGAAUGGGCCCUCGUGCUACCACCAUCAUCAAGUGACUCCAUGGAUGCAACGUCACAUGUUCAUGCUGUGUCUCAGUUCCAAGUCUCACAAAAUCGUCAUUAUCCUCAGGCUGAUCAGCGCCACAUCGAGCCGAUAAACUAUUAUCAACACGGCAACCAGCCUGGUCAGCAUCGCGAGCAGAUAGACUAUCAACGUGUCAGCAACAACCAGCCGCAAUAUCGUCAAGACAUGAUGUACACACAUCAUCCCACACCCUAUGCGGCUCAGCCUGAAGCUCGUGAAGGCAGAGCUGGAGGGUACCGUGAAGGCAGUGGACCAUCUGGAGCCUCAGAAGCCUCUUACCAGGACUCGAGGAGCUAUCGCAAUGAUACUCGGCCCAUGUACCCCCAAGAUGCUGUCUCUCGUCAAGAGUCUCAUUACCCAAUCUACGCUGACAAUGCUCUUAACUUACCCUACUCGUCAUCUCCAGCUCCUUCUGAAGACGGCUACAUGAGUGGGGCUCCAUAUUGA